Molecule: messenger RNA, 306 nt
Organism: Striga hermonthica
Lineage: Eukaryota; Viridiplantae; Streptophyta; Magnoliopsida; Lamiales; Orobanchaceae
Source: the annotation of a GenBank genome assembly
UUUGCUCGGGCAGCAAAAUCUCUUGGAGCCGGAGCACUUAUUGUAAACCCACGGAACAUUAGUGAAAUAUCUAAUGCAAUUCAACAAGCUUUGACUAUGCCUGCAGAAGAAAGAGAAAAACGCCACUUGUAUAACUUCGAUUAUGUGACGUCUCAUACUGCUCGACAUUGGGCUGAAUUCUUCACAAGAAAAUUGACCAACACUGUUAUUGAAGCAACGCAAAGGAUAAGAAAAAAUAUUUCUCCGCCUUUUUUUAGCGAGGGAAUCAAUACUUACUUGCAGUCUGAGAACCGACUCCUGAUACUA